This is a messenger RNA of Salvia splendens (bonfire salvia), 1477 nucleotides long. Its product is annotated as protein unc-50 homolog. The coding region runs from base 249 to 1016 and encodes 255 amino acids. Gene Ontology annotation, cellular component: Golgi membrane. The transcript has 10 exons. The record is from RefSeq and is a predicted model, not a curated record. NCBI's taxonomy places the organism in Eukaryota, Viridiplantae, Streptophyta, Magnoliopsida, Lamiales, Lamiaceae.
AUACUACCGAAUAGCAGUAUUUUCUCUUUAUCAUAGAGCACCUAAUCCUUUGGGCCGUACGAUUCGGCCCGCUCUAGCAUUUACAGUUUACCGAAGCCGAGUGACAGAGAGGAGGGAAGGGAACAACAAAAAUGUUACUUGAAAUUUAAGAGAUCUUCAAACCCAAUCCAUCGAUCACAUAUCAAUAAGCUAGAGUAAUUAAAUCAAUCCACCGCAGAAUACAUCAGAGAAGAAGAAGAAGAAGAAGGAUGCUGCCUACUGCUUCAACAACAAAGGGCCGAUCGGGCCCUCAAGCCCGGCCGAAUUCGUUUUUCCCCUACCUCCGCAGAAUAGUCAAGUGGCAACAGAUGGAUAUUGAGUACACUUUCUGGCAAAUGCUUAACCUGUGCACAUCACCAAAAGUCGUAUAUCAACACACCAAGUAUCACAAGCAAACAAAGAACCAAUGGGCACGUGAUGAUCCUGCAUUUGUUGUCAUAUGUAGUCUUCUUUUGUCAGUUUCCCUUAUUGCAUACUGUGCUGCGUACGACCAUAGUGCAGGGCAUGCUGUUUUUGUAGUUAUUUCAACUUUGUUCAUCCAUUUCUUUGUGAUUGGUGCAAUUUUGGCUACAAUUUGUUGGUUUUUCACUAACAAUUAUCUUCGAGAAGAAGCUCCAAACAGUUACGUGGUGGAGCAACGGGUGGAAUGGUUGUACGCCUUUGAUGUACACUGCAACUCUUUCUUCCCUAUGUUUGUGCUGCUUUAUGUUCUUCAUUAUUUUCUAUCACCUCUGCUAGUGGCUCAUGGGUUUGUUCCUUUACUGCUAUCAAAUGCGCUCUUCAUGGUAGCUGUAUCAUACUACCAUUACCUGAAUUACUUAGGUUAUGAUGUAUUGCCCUUCCUGGAGAGGACCACUUUGUUCCUGUAUCCAAUUGGUGUUGUCCUAGUUCUUUCCCCCAUACUAUUUCUCAGUGGCUUCAACCCAUCGAGAUAUUUCAUGAACAUGUAUUUUAGCCAAAGGCGAUACAUCAGCUAAAAACUUCUUAAGUAACUUGGCACUACCCGAGACGAUCCUGUAAACACAGCAGCUUGAUACUGGUUUUUUCCCACGGGAUAGAUUGGUUGAGAGGAUUCUCGGUGAGACAUGUUAGGCCAUUCGCUGCUGAGGAGUAAAGUAGGAAUUGAGUGCAGAGCUCCUUGAGUGGUUUCUUCCUAACUGGGACAGCGGAUUAGAUUAGCAAACUUGUAAUGUUUUUUUGCUUCUUGAUUGACUCGUAUUCUGAGCUCACUAUCAAUGGCCUGCAAUAGUGAAUGUUCAUAAUAGAGCUAGGCUACACUUCUAACAGUAACGAUUCAGAAAGUAUGCCUGUCCUGUUCCCUUUGUGCUUAGUCAGUUAUAUUCAUUGUGCCUACUGCCUAUAUAUGUGUGUAAACUACUUGUUCAUACAAUUAUACCUUCUACUUUUAUCACAUUUUGUGAGUUUGUUAUUUGCCAAA